Messenger RNA from Dictyostelium purpureum, 564 nucleotides. RefSeq lists its product as uncharacterized. NCBI's taxonomy places the organism in Eukaryota, Evosea, Eumycetozoa, Dictyosteliales, Dictyosteliaceae. The record is from RefSeq and is a predicted model, not a curated record. The transcript has a single exon. Bases 1 to 564 code for a protein of 187 amino acids.
AUGAUUAAAAUAUUAAUUUUAAUUUUUAAUAUUUUUUUAUUAAUUAAAUUUGGUGGUUGUGUUUUAACCUUUAUAAGUUAUUCAGAUAAAGAUUGUUCACGUGAAGUUGUCUCAACUAUCUAUUACGAUGAUAUGGAGUUGUUUUAUAAUAAUGGUACACAUGUUUUGCCGUUAGAGUCGUCUUCGUCAACAAAUAGUAAAAAUGUGGAGUCCCAAUACGAAGAGAUUAAUAAGUGUAUAAAGCAUAGGGGUGGUUCAAUGAAAAUUCUUGCAGAGGAAUAUAAACUUUUAAAGGGCCAAAACUCAUCAUCAAUUUGUGUUUUGGAGCAAAAUGUUAAAUCUAAAACAAAAACAGAUUUAAAAAAGAAAACUCCAUCAAUAGUUAAAUACACUUUAAACAACGAGAUUAUUUUAUACAGAGACGGGUAUUCAAGAUUAUCUUGCACAAACUCACACACCAGACAAUAUUCAUGCAUCCUAAACAAUUGUUUAUUAGAAAACGAGUGGGAGAAUAACGUUAAAAUUUCAUAUGACUAUUGGCAUUUAUAUUUUUAUAAAAUUUAA